Aspergillus ruber CBS 135680 is the source of this 1802-nucleotide messenger RNA. RefSeq names its product putative pantetheine-phosphate adenylyltransferase. Gene Ontology annotation, biological process: coenzyme A biosynthetic process. The record is from RefSeq and is a predicted model, not a curated record. Lineage: Eukaryota; Fungi; Ascomycota; Eurotiomycetes; Eurotiales; Aspergillaceae. The transcript has a single exon. Gene Ontology annotation, molecular function: dephospho-CoA kinase activity. The coding region runs from base 84 to 1307 and encodes 407 amino acids.
CUUCUAUUUUAUUUGGAUUUGCUUGUGUCUGGCUAUUCUAUUGCAUCUGUACUGUGCUGGUCUCAUAGAACACUAUCAACAACAUGGAUCCUGAUCGUAUCAGUCCUCCUUCCGCCCUGUUGCUGCUCCCUCCCUCGCCUUCGGCUUCAUCUGAACAGCUUCAGGAGGUGUAUAGACCUUCUAUUUCUGCGGCAUGCUCCAAGCUCCCUCGAAGUCUCAAAAGUGCCAAUCAUAUUGCAAUACUAGAUGUUGCAAUCUGCGUACCCGGACUACUUUCUCCGACCUGUUUGCCCCGGACGCGGAUCUUUGGGUCUCUUCAGCGCUUACUGUCAGACAUCUAUAAAGUCAUUGGCAUUGUCUGCGCGGAACAAAAGAUUGAACUAGACUUACCAGGUGGUGUCGAUGUACGAGUGGUCUUUCUGGACUUCAACCCCGCUCCUGGUCCGAUAUCCGAGGAGGCGCCUCGGAACUCACAACAUGGCCCUAUUCUCAAUUUACAUACGCUGGCAAGCUCUGGUCGGCCAUGGGACUGGAUCUUCUACCCAGAUAAUGCCAGGGGUCAAAAUUUGGCCACGACCUUCAGUAGUAUCUACUCCCAAUCCAAGAAUUCCGCAGCCGGAAAUCUACAUCCAAUUCCAGGAGGACCGGAAAAGACGCCAUCCGAAUCGCUUCUGGAAUUGGACGAUAAACCGCCAUCUGUCGCACAUUAUUCGACUAUUGUAGGGGGCACUUUCGACCACGUCCAUUUAGGACACAAGUUGUUACUCACGGCCACUGCACUGGCCUUGGAGCCCAUUCAGAGUGCAGACUCGACCAGAGAAAGAUUACUCUCCGUGGGAGUGACGGGGGAGGAGUUGUUAGUGAACAAGAAAUAUGCAGAAUUUCUUGAAAGUUGGGAAGAACGGUGCCAGAGUACCGGUUCUUUUCUGUCCGCGAUCAUCGAUUUCAGACCCCCCGAGAAGAGUGCACCCAGCAUCCAACGAGUGUCGCAACCGGGACCGAAUGGAAAGUAUAUUUUAAUCAAGCUUCAGCCAGGCUUGGUCCUCAAACUCGUGGAAAUAUCUGACAUGUUCGGACCUACGAUCACUGAAGAGAGUAUCAGCGCCCUCAUUGUCUCAAAAGAGACUCGGUCUGGCGGCUCUGCUGUCAAUGACGAGCGUACAAAGAAAGGUUGGAAGAGCCUCGAAGUGUUUGAGGUCGAUGUGCUCCAGUCGGGUGAGGUUCCAGCAUCCGAGACUGAGAGUCUCGCAUCAAAGUUAAGCAGUACGGAUAUCAGACGGCGACGGAUGAAUAUGGCUUCAAUGUAGUUUGUUCUACAACUAAUCGAUUGAUCCAGCGGUGAGCUUUAUGUUAAUGAUUUCGCUUGCACUCAGCAGCCUCGAUCUUGGUUCAUACCAAAUGAACUACAAACAUGAGUAGGCGUGACAACAAACCACUUAUUGAUCCCUGAAAUCUCACAGCAUGGCUGCGUGCAAAAAGCAAAAUGGGCCGGUGCCGCCGACGGUGCAUCGACGUGCAUCCAUUACCAACAGUCUCUUCAACGGGACAAAUUGAGAGCCCGUUCUCCUGUAGUUUGUAUCGGAAUAUUAAAUCAUUGGAAUUGGGCCGCAAAUACUGGGGCUUUUACUGUUUGUUCCUUCGAUAUCGCCUGGGCCUGCUCGACAAUGUGUUGAUCCCUUCCUUCCGGCCUUUUCACCGGCGAUGAUUGGCCAUGGAGCCAUUCUGAUCCAGUUCUGCAUAGUCAACACUCUCGCCGGCGCGUUUCAUGUUAUUCGCGGAGUUUAAAACGCAAAAUCACCGAA